Molecule: messenger RNA, 1947 nt
Organism: Macrosiphum euphorbiae (potato aphid)
Lineage: Eukaryota; Metazoa; Arthropoda; Insecta; Hemiptera; Aphididae
Source: the annotation of a GenBank genome assembly
AUGCAAAAUUAUCGAAGAGACCUCUUCAAGCAGUGGGUCAAUGAAGCGAAAAAGCGAAAAAUCGGGACCGUCGAACACGGAAAAACCGAAAGUGACCAAAAAAACAUCGACAGUAUUGUCGACCGAGACAGUGACACCGCCAGCCAGUAUAGCGUACGAGAUAGUGACUUCGGAGGACGAUCUGACAACUUUGGAAGCACAGAUGAUGAAAACCAAGUUAGUGGACCUGAAAGUGUGGGCGAACGAAACAAUGAACAAGAAUUUGGACAGCGAGGAGGAUUUGCUAAACCUAGUGGAAAUGAUGUUUCCAACGACAACAAACGAAUUUUCAAUAAUUUCAUUGGUGAUGAUUAUUUUCGCAAUUUGUCCUGUGAAAGUAGUGGAACAAGUUAUACACCCGAAGAUAUGGCUGAAUCCGAAAAUACAGACUUUAUGGGAGAAAACUAUGAUCCUCAAGCCAGAAGUGAUGACCCGACUAUACCAAGUGAUGCGGAAAAGUAUGAGAACCUCAUUGAUCAACUUGGACGUGAGCUGGCUUCUAAGUUUGUCAGCGGUAUCCACAGAUAUGUCAGCAGAGUCAUUGUGCCUAGUGGAGCUGGGGGAGUUCAGGAAUGUCUGCUUGAACUGGAACAGCUUAUUGAUCGAUACCCACCCACCCACUUCUACUGUGUCGCCGAGCACAACGACCACGUCCACGUCAGUCACGUAUGUGGGUACUCCGGAGGUUCUUGUAGGUGCUCCUUCCUCGUCCGAGGAGCAUUCUGGACAAAGUACGGACGACGUGGACUUCGUAGGAUUUCUAGAGCAAUCAGCUUCCAACCAAGGGAUUAUGGAAACAUACUGCGAUACCUAUCUCAGGGCGGCAGACGCAUCCACCUUAUUGGAGGCUUCAGAGAGAAUGGACGACUAUUUGAUAGAUAUAAAUAUAUAUCGGCGCGUGGAUAUCUGGGAGAAACCCAAAGGGGACUACUGGAAGGGGGCGACAGCACGGUGCCGUGGGACGUUCAGUGCGAGCCACCAAGCUGUCAACUUCACGUCCAGAAUUGUGAAGAUGAUGGGGGAGAAAAUGGUGAAGUUAAAAAAUCUAAAAAGGAUAAGAAAAACCCCCGGCUUCUUCCACAAAACGGGCCAAUGAGUAUACCUGAAUUACUAUAUUGUUACCCAUGCUGUCCUCCUGACGCUUUUCGAAACAUAAAAGAAUAUUAUUUGAAUUCAAACUUAAAUUAUUUAUGCGCAAAAAAUAAAUAUGUAGAUAGGGACUUAGAUUUAUGGAACAUAAAAUUAAUGCAUUGGACUCUGGACGAUUUUAAUAAUUAUUAUAAUGACGAUAAAGUCAUACCAUAUUUUAAUGCGUACAAUAGGUUAAAAGAUCAAGUUUAUUAUAAUGUCGAAGAAUCUGUUCGCAUAGCUAACGAAUUAUUAUUAUUUCAAUUCGAUAACAAUAGUGAUAAUAUUAUAGAUUUUUUAACUGAUUUAAUAAAUAUUAUUGAUAAAAGAAUACCAAAAUGUAACACCCUAGCUAUAUUAGCACCACCUAACGCUGGGAAAAAUUAUUUUUUUGAUGCUGUGGCUUCUUUCUUCAUUAAUUAUGGUGUACUUGGUACUGCAAACAAAACCAAUAAUUUCGCGUUCAUGGAAGCAGCCGGUAAACGGCUGGUAUUAUGGAACGAACCUAAUUACGAAGCCAAUCAUGUUAAUGAAUUAAAAGCUUUGUUAGGUGGUGAUACUUGUAGGAUAUCUGUUAAGUAUAAAAAUGACCAAGCACUCCAAGGUCCUCCUAUAAUAAUUCUUACCAAUGAUAAUUUGUCUAUAUUCGGAAUGUCGGCAUUCCAAUCCAGAAUAAAAUUGUAUAAUUGGAAUAGUGCACCUUUUCUUAGAAAUUACGAUAAAAAAAUUUACCCAUUGUUUUUACUUCCAUUGUUUAGAAUGUAUAAUAUUAAUAUAUGA